UUUGCAAGUUCUGCCACUUGCUGUUUCAGGAUUUGGUUCUCUUGUGCUUGCUGAACCUUGGAUUGCUCCAACUCCAGUAGCUUGGCAGGAUCAUACUUGGCGCGUUCCAAAACAUAAAGGAGCACAUUAGCCAACCAGAAAAUCUUCUGCAGGAAUUUACUCCGCUAUGGGCAGACUGGCCUCGACCACCCCAAAAUUAGUACCUAUUGUGGCAUGCUCUUCAGUGGUUAAUGGCUGAUCUGCUGAAUCCAAAGCUUUGUCACAUCAUAAACACAAAGGUACAGGAAAAAAGAGGUCAGCACACAAGGAGAAUAUCAGUAUUGGCUUGCCUGGUAGAAUCUUGGCUCCCUCAAGUUGCAACAUGGAACUCUGGUCACUCGCGCCUGCUUCAUCUGCACCAAUGGCCGCUUCCUUCUCCGGGCUCACACGAGCCUCUUCAGCGGUGAACGCCGGAAGGACGGAGAUCGCAGCUUGGAGCAGAGUAGCCGCCGAGGCCACUGCGACCGAAAUAGGCUCGGGGGCUGAUGAUGUAAUGGAUGAAUCCGCCAACCCCAAACCCAAAUCGGCCGCUUUGCUACAGAAAAGGGAAAUACCAGCAUAAAGCAAUUGAAGGACAAGACAGGAAAAUGACUUCAAGAACUCCAAACUGGUACAAGCCGCAAAAACUUACCAGGCUGACUUCCUGAUUGGUAGUUUCCUCACAUUAAGCAACUUUGGGACAGGAAACGUCACCAAAGCUCUCGACUGGGCGGGAAUAUCAGGGACCGCAGCUGGAGAUCCUUGUGCAGAGUCCGAUUGAUUCUCUCCACGAGCAGGAAUAGUCUGCAUCAUCGGAGUACUUUCGACAGUACUCGUCAGGACUGGUUGUUCUGCUGGAACGUUAUUUCCACCACUCGCCAGAGUCAGCGACUCCGGCAAAAUAUUUUCUGUAUCUCUUGAAGGGUCCACUAGAUGAUGAGGUAUGCCCCAGAUGACACUAACACUGAGGAGAAGAAGCAGUUCUGGUUUCUCCGCGGCUUGCACCACGGGAUUCGCCAGGUGGUCGCUGGAUGUGAGUUUCCCACACUCCGCCACAUGGUGAAUCGCUGCAUUGCCAUCGAGAGGGAGGGACUUGACUGGGAAGAUCGCCAGCGUAACAAGAGGAAGUUUGAGAGUCAGUCCCGUGACAGGAACGCGUCACACUUUCGACCCAGGAACAGUUUCCGUUCUGGCUUCAACCAGCCAAACGCGAACUUCGGUAAUGGAAACAACCAUUACUCAAGCAACAGGAUCAAUGGAGGCCAGAAUCAAGGAGAAGCAAGCUACCCCCGUCAGCAGCCUGCGCAGGAACCCAACACCCCGUUCGCGCCGAUCGUCUACUUUGCCUGUCACAAGGUGGGCCACAAGGCUGCCUACUGCCCAGAGAAGAAGAAGAACCGUACGCCCGGACCAGCCUCGGAAUCCGCGACCAAGCCGGUUGAAGCUUCACGCACCGCCAACCGUGGGAGACUCACCCACCUGACAGCAAGGGAAGCAAGAGAUGCAUCCUACGCCAUGACCGGUCCUGCUGCUGAAGAGAAGACCGACGACCAGGACUACAAGGAGUCUCAGGAGUUCUACGAGGAGCACCCAGGUUCACACCCAUCUAUGACUUGAAUUCCUAUUAGGCAUUGCUUGCUAGAAUUGCUAUCGCUUUACUUGUGUGUGUGUGAGAUAAGCCUGCAUGGCCUACUUAUACCGUAUUCCUUGCAUCCCUAUUCCUUGAUUGAUUCUUGGAUGCUUUGGCUACUAUGAGAGUGUAUGGGUAUGGGAAUUCCAUGAUAUGAUAGUCUUGGCAUGCAUGAGACCUACUUUGUGAGGAGCUAGAGAUAGGGCUUUUAGCGGGGGCAAGCUACUGGCCGGGAAUAUGUAUUGGGCACAUUCUGGGGAGCACCUGUGGCGGGUGCGGGAAGAGAAGAAAAGGAGGGGCAAUACCUGUUAUGGGUGCCCAAGGAGAGGCAAUACCUGUUAUGGGUGCCUUUGGUGGACCACUGCGGAGGACCGCGUGAGGAGUGCUUGCCCCGGCUCUUAUGGACAUAUGCGGUAACUAUGAUUUGUGGGACUUUGUAAACGUGCACACCACUUAUCCAUUAUGUGGGUGGACCCGGUCCGAGCUAGCUAUGCGCAUCACCAGACCUGUUAGAAGUAGGGUAUGUGCGGGGGAGGCCUGAUGCGGGAGUAGCAUGGGCCUUAUAAAAACUCCGGAUGGCAAGGGGUGGGGCCACACAACUCCAGGACGACCUCUUGCGAGAGGAUGCAUCCCAACCUGGGGGGACAGGAUGGUGUCAUAGCGGUUAGUCUCGUUCUCAGUAGACCGGUGCCUCGGAGUCAGUCGGAGUUGUCUGCUGGCUGGCAACGGGGCGAGUGGGUAUAUGUGUACAACCCCUGCAGGGUGAAAACUAUAUGUAUAGCCGCAUACUCGGUCAUGUACAUUCCUACUUUUCUGUUACCUCGUUUAGAGUAGUAAACCCAGCUUUCUACCUCCCUCUAGUCCACUUCCCCCUGUGGAGUCAGCUGAGGUGCAGGGAGAGGGAGUUCCUGCACCGACCUGGGAUGGGUGAGAGACAUGAUUAUGGAUAUGUGUAGAUAUUUAUAAAUACUUGUGCUUGCAUAGGAAACCUCAGCCUAUCCUUGGCUACUUUUUAUACCUUUGCAUCCACUUAAAGCUUGCAUACGGAUGGUGACGUGAACCUAUCCCGUCCUUGGGGAUAGUUUGGCAAGAUGCAGGAUCCGAUCAGGAGUUCGACGCCAACACCGACGGAUGGUACGCUCAAGUGCUGCCUGUGGAGUUGAAGUUCGAGAUGAAGGAUGGCCUGAAGACCAGCUACCGUUUCCUUUUUCUGCUUGUUCCAUUUAGCUCAAUGGGCUUGUAAUAAAUUCGUACUGCAGAUCCUAUGGAUCUUGUAAUAAUUAAAUCAAUGUUUGAACCUGUUUUAAGUGAGUAUGAACUGAUUUACUGCCUGAAAUGAGCUCUGUAUGUGAUAGCUACUGAUCCAGGGACUAUCACGAUG
Panicum virgatum (switchgrass) is the source of this 3029-nucleotide messenger RNA. RefSeq lists its product as uncharacterized. The transcript has 3 exons. Gene Ontology annotation, molecular function: nucleic acid binding; zinc ion binding. Bases 952 to 1635 code for a protein of 227 amino acids. The record is from RefSeq and is a predicted model, not a curated record. Lineage: Eukaryota; Viridiplantae; Streptophyta; Magnoliopsida; Poales; Poaceae.